Knipowitschia caucasica is the source of this 1098-nucleotide messenger RNA. The record is from the annotation of a GenBank genome assembly. Lineage: Eukaryota; Metazoa; Chordata; Actinopteri; Gobiiformes; Gobiidae.
AUGCAGAGAUCUCUGGAUCCCCUGGCCGACUUUUAUGAGAGAACCCAACGUUCAGGGGAGACAGCCUGUUCUUUUGCCAUUGCUUUAGAGGCCACGCUCAGAGAAGUGGAAGACACCCAAAACAGGGGCCGACCAUUCCCAGAUCGUGAUGCAAAACUGGUGCGACAGUUCAUGAGGGGGUUGAUUGAAGAGGAUGUUUUUUUGAGGAUUGCUCCCAUGAAGCCGAGAAUGCUAUGCUUUCGGGAGCUACAGAACGAGCUCAGGAAUAUAGCCAGAGAAGCCAAGAAGUUCAACCAGCCGAGGCAGAAGAAGACUUUCAGCCAGGUCCAGACUGUCACAAAUAGGCAAGAUUUUGAGGGACACCUGCAACGCCUGCAGUUGGUGUUUGACAGACUGCGUAAACAUGGCCUUAAACUGAAACCCUCAAAAUGCCACUUGAUGAAAAAGGAGGUCCAAUACUUGGGGCAUCGGGUGUGUGCAGAAGGUAUCCGCACUGACCCUGAAAAGAUAAGCAAGGUGAAGGACUGGCCACAGCCAACAAACCGUAAGGAGGUCCUUCGUUUCCUGGGGUUUGCGGGGUACUACAGGAGGUUUGUGGAGAGCUAUGCAAAGAUUGCUGCACCCCUCUACCGCCUCACUUCUGGUGACCCCAGAAAGAAAAAAAGGGGGCCCUGUCGUGCCCACAGAGGGUGGCAGAAGAGUCUGAGCCUCUUGUGCCCAGUCAAGAGUCAGAGCCCUACGCUGAUACUGGACCUCAAAGACUGCCUAAAGCAUGCUUACGCUCAAGCCAACAUAAGCUCCAGACAAGCCAAGCUGCAGCAAAAGAAGCAUUAUGACAGCAGGGUCAAGAAAAGUCUUACAUUUGCUCCAGGAGACAGAGUAUUAGUCAAAGUCUGCGCCAUUGAAGGUCGGCAGAAGUUGGGGGACCGAUUUGGAGCUUGGGGGCUGCGCGCCGUCGCCAUUUCCACCGUGCGCCCCGGAGUGAGAGCGGACCAUGGAUCUAUAAUAACAUCGGAGUGGACCGCCUGGAGCAGGAUGCACGGGAGAGACGGAGACCGGGGAGACGCCUGCAGCCUGCGCCUUCCAGCCACACUCUGA